Molecule: messenger RNA, 2125 nt
Organism: Hemicordylus capensis (graceful crag lizard)
Lineage: Eukaryota; Metazoa; Chordata; Lepidosauria; Squamata; Cordylidae
Gene: POLA2
Product: DNA polymerase alpha 2, accessory subunit
Exons: 18
Coding region: 79-1860 (593 amino acids)
Biological process (GO): DNA replication; DNA replication initiation
Cellular component (GO): alpha DNA polymerase:primase complex
Molecular function (GO): DNA binding
Source: RefSeq, a predicted model, not a curated record
CGUGGAGUCGCUGCGCACGCAUUUUUGUAACCCGGGCCGCUUCUUCGAGUCUGGCGGUGGCGGGAAAAGAGGGCGGCGAUGGAGGCUGUGCUGGCCGAUCUCCAGGUCUUCGGACUGGAACUGGAGGAGGGCGAAGAGGAGGCCGCCGUGACCGAGAAGCUGGUGGAACUCUGCACGCUGCACAGGCUCACAGAGACGGACCUGGGAGAUGAGCUGGUGGCCUUUGCUUCAAAGAAGGAUGGCUUCCUCCUUUCGAUCGACUCCUUGAACGUCUUCGAACAUGAAGUGCUUAUUAAGAGAGUCGUGAAAUCUCUCCCGAGGAAAGAGAGCCGCCAUCCGGCCGUCCGAGACAUCCACACCAUUCAAGAACUCCUGGAUGUUGACGAGGAUGAAGAAGAUCUCCUUGAUACCUAUGCGUCCCCAUCCAAAAGUGCUCCGAAGCGGGCUAUGACGACGCCGGAGAACCCACGCCCCAAGCGGACUCGGAGCCCCCACCUCCUGUUUUCUCCCAACAGCUUCUCGCCCAGUGCUACCCCUUCCCGGAAGUACAGCUCCCGAAUCGGACGCGGGGAAGUGGUGGUCUCCUUUGGUUCGGCGCUGGGCACCUCCUGGGUGGGCAAUGGUGGUGUGGCCACCACUGUGCGGCCGUUCGGCUCUGCCGAAGGUUCUCUCGCGAAGCCCUACAAGUUCAUGUUUCAAGACCUCAUGGAGAGCCGGGAAGUGCUGUCUUUCAAGAUUGAAGAGCUUGGCAAAGCGCUGCAGGAGCACUACAAAAUAGAAGAAUUCUCCUCUCUGCUCAUCCCUGCGCAGGAGCCGGUGGUGGUUCUGGGCCAGAUUGGCUGUGACUCCAAUGGGAAACUGAAUGCCAAAUCCAUCAUCUUGGAAGGAGAUCAAGAGCACUCCUCGGGAGGGCAGGUUCCCGUGGAUGUAUCGGAGCUUCCGGAAUAUUCCCUCUUUCCCGGACAGGUUGUGGCCAUGGAAGGGAUGAACAGUACUGGUGGACGGCUGGUGGCAUCCAAGCUCUACGAGGGGGUUCCACUUCCUUUCCAUAAGUCUGCCGAUCAAGCUGAAGACGCGGAGAUGCAGAUGGUCUUGGUGGCCUGCGGCCCGUACACCACCUCCGACAGCAUCACCUACGACCCCAUGCUGGACCUGAUCGAAGUGAUCAAGAAGGACAAACCGGACGUUUGCAUUUUGCUGGGCCCCUUCCUUGAUGCGAAACACCAGCAAGUCGAGAAGUCCCAGCUCACGGCCCCCUUUGAAGAGGUCUUCAAGCACUGUGUGAAGAUGAUCAUUGAAGGGACGAGGAGUGCUGGAUCACGUCUCGUCAUCGUUCCUUCUCUGCGCGACGUCCACCACGACUGCAUCUAUCCUCAGCCGCCUUUCAGCUCCUACGAGCUGUCCAAAGAGGACAAGCAGAGGGUGAUGUUUGUCUCCGACCCCUGCACCCUGGAUGUCAAUGGUGUGGUUUUUGGCCUGACCUCUGUAGAUCUCCUCUUUCAUAUGGGUGCUGAAGAAAUUAGCAGUUCUUCCGGCGUCCUGGAUCGGUUUUCCCGGAUUCUCAAGCAUGUUCUGACUCAGCGGAGCUACUAUCCGCUCUACCCUCCUGCGGAAGAGAUGAACGUCGACUAUGAACAUUUCGAGCGGUUUGCGCCUCUGCCCGUCACGCCAGAUGUCUUGAUCACGCCGUCGGAACUGCGCUACUUCGUGAAGGACGUCCUUGGGUGCAUCUGCGUGAAUCCAGGCCGUCUAACGAAAGGCCAGGUGGGGGGCACCUAUGGCCGCUUGUGUGUCCAGCGACAGGUCUCCGAGGAGACCCGGAAGAGUCCUUGCAUCGCGGCCCAGGUCGUCAGAAUCUGAAGCGGGCCUCGGCCCAUAACCGGGACCUGCCAGGAGAAGCUGGACCCAGACCCAGUUGGGGGGUGGGGGUGGAAGCAGCGCCUGCCCCUUCUCCAGCGUCUCCCGCCCUCUCUCAGGGCUGCAACUGUCUGGAAUGUUGCCUUCUGCCUUUGAGCAGACCCAUGGAGCAGAUCUGUUUCCCUUUGGGUGCGGGGGAGCACUAAACUUGUUGGGGCGAAUGUCCUGUUGACACACCUUUUGUACGCCGAUUAAAACGAAGCCUGUA